UUUUAACAACAAGAAUUUGAGGAGCAUUAACACAGCUUCAAAAGUAGUUAGCCUCUCAAAAAUCAAAAUAUAUCCUCACUCAUAAACAUGUAUAUAAAAUAAGGUUUUGCAAAACAAACUCAUCACAAAGCCUAAAGCGGCCUUCUCAACCAAACUAAAUUUAGUUUGAAGCAAACUUUGGUUGUGGCUUUCACCUCUCUGCUUUGCAAUGAAAACUGCUUGCAUUUUUCUAGGCAUUUUGCUGUCUUUUCUUUUGCUUGUAAACUUCUGCUAUGCAGCAGAAGAAAGUGUUACUGAAUUUCAGUCUGGAAAAGGUGCAGCUGGUGUAACAGCUAAGAAUGGAGAAGAGGAAGAUGAGAAAUUCAAGUUUCUUCUUCACCACAAACCAUACUACAAGAAACCAUUUCUAAAGCCAAUUCCAUACAAACAUCCAUUUCUCAAGAAGCCCAUCCCAGUUCACCCAUUCCACAAAAAGCCAAUUGUAUUCGAGAAGAAGCCACUUCCAGUUCAUCCAUUCUUCAAGAAGCCAAUUGAUCACCCACCAGUCUUCCACACCCAUCCUUGAAAAAUCCCUUCUUCUUCCACUUUACCUUGUCUUUGACAUAAUUAUGAAGUGAGUUUAAUUAUAUUUAAAAAUUAAAAAAUAAAAAAAGAAGCCGUCAGUUAUUCUAUUAUUACUGUACUUUGUGUUGAGUGUAUUAUUAGAUGAAGUUGUUUUCAAAUAAAGCUUUGUAUUGUAUCUGUGUUGUUUCUGUUUAAACUGUCCAUUGUAAGUUUCAUCUAUGAAGUGCUUUUGUUGGUUUGGAUGCCA
Cucumis sativus (cucumber) is the source of this 811-nucleotide messenger RNA. RefSeq names its product repetitive proline-rich cell wall protein 1-like. The coding region runs from base 209 to 565 and encodes 118 amino acids. NCBI's taxonomy places the organism in Eukaryota, Viridiplantae, Streptophyta, Magnoliopsida, Cucurbitales, Cucurbitaceae. The record is from RefSeq and is a predicted model, not a curated record. The transcript is spliced from 2 exons.